CUGUGUAAUACUUCCUCUGUCCCAAUAAGAUUGUCCUCCUUUUAUUUUUAGUCUGUUUCAAAAAGAUUGUCUCCUUUCUGUAUUUAGAAGGAAUUUAACUUUAUGAGAUGAUUUACAGCCACAUAAAUAUCUAAGGCUUGUUUUGGACCACACAUUUUAAAAGUAUUUUUUUAUUUCUUAAACUUUGUGGCAAGUCAAAAGAGGACAAUCUUUUCGGGACGGAGGGAGUAUAAAUGUGAGAUUUAGCAAACCUUUAAAGGGGUCGUUUGGUAGCUGGUUAGAGUUAUGCAGAGUCGAAAGGAUGUGGAAGGAUCCCUGUUUGUUGUGAAGAGGAGUGCUCAACCUCGGUUUCAGUUCAUUGUUAUGAACCGUAGAAAUACAGAUAAUUUGGUGGAGGAUCUCUUGGGAGAUUUUGAGUUCGAGUUCCAGAUCCCGUAUUUAUUAUCUCGAAAUUCUUCCCAAGAAGUAAAUGGGAUAUGGUUUUAUAAUUCACGUGAAUGUGAAGAAGCUGCAAAUCUCUUUAACAGGAUACUGAGUGCUUAUUCUAAGGUGCCUACAAAGUUCAAAUUACUUUCAAACAAGAGUGAAUUUGAAGAGCUGGAAGCAUUUCCAAGCAUGUCGGUAAUUGAUGGUCCCCUGGAGCCAUCAUCUACUACAUCAAAUACUGCAGAUGUCCCAGAUGAUCGUUCCUUUGUGAAUUUCUUUAGUAAUGCUAUCAGAAUUGGGAGUCGUCCGAAUGCUGCAGUUCAGGGACAGUCGUACGACUCAUCUGCAGUAGUCCUACCUCCUCCUCGUCCUCCUGCUGCUGUACCUCCCUCUUCAGUGCCAUCUCCUUCUCUUUCUACAUCUACCACUUUGAUGCCUACGCUUGCUGAUGCUCCUGAACCAGAUACCAAAAGGUCUUCAAAUCUAGUGAAGCCAUCAUCAUUCUUUGGUUGUCCUCCUCCCUCUUCUCCACUGAUACCACCUGUUUCUUCAUCUGUGCCUGCUGCUCCUCCACUUCAUCCCCCUGGGAAUCUACAACGCCCUUACGGAGCUCCUUUGCUUCAACCAUUUCCUCCUCCCAAUCCGCCCCCAUCUCUCACUCCUACCCCAAACAACGGACCUGUUAUUAACAGAGAUAAAGUGCGUGAGGCACUUAUGAUGCUUGUUCAAGAUGACCAAUUCAUUGACAUGGUAUACCGCUCCAUUUUGAAUGCUUAUCAUACAUGAUAAAUAGAGGAACCUUUGCGCUUCACUUGAUGAAAGUAGUGUUACUGGCAGAAAGAUUGCAUCAAGUUUAUCUCUGUUGGGUUCCUGCUGUUUAUAGUCUGUGAGACUCACUUUGUAUAGUAUUUUAGGACUUUUAGUGUUACUAGUUUAGAUUUGGUAUGUUACCUUAUAUACAAUGUUUGUGGUUUUUCCAUCCAUGUGCUUUUUGUUCAUUAAGCAAUAAACAAUCAUGUGAAAGCUGGGGGGAAAAUAUUGUACUUGCAUUUUCAGACUGGAUCAAGAGUCUGGUACAGUAGAGAGCAAUGGUAUUGUUAUUGUUUGGGAGACAAAAUAGUCUUCAGUUCAUCAAUGAUCUUUUCUAAUAGUUUUUCGCGAUAAAA
Lycium barbarum (goji berry) is the source of this 1592-nucleotide messenger RNA. Its product is annotated as mRNA-decapping enzyme-like protein. Gene Ontology annotation, cellular component: P-body. The coding region runs from base 286 to 1212 and encodes 308 amino acids. NCBI's taxonomy places the organism in Eukaryota, Viridiplantae, Streptophyta, Magnoliopsida, Solanales, Solanaceae. Gene Ontology annotation, molecular function: enzyme activator activity; mRNA binding. The record is from RefSeq and is a predicted model, not a curated record. The transcript has 8 exons. Gene Ontology annotation, biological process: deadenylation-dependent decapping of nuclear-transcribed mRNA; positive regulation of catalytic activity; deadenylation-independent decapping of nuclear-transcribed mRNA.